Molecule: messenger RNA, 758 nt
Organism: Gossypium raimondii (Peruvian cotton)
Lineage: Eukaryota; Viridiplantae; Streptophyta; Magnoliopsida; Malvales; Malvaceae
Product: zinc finger protein ZAT11
Exons: 1
Coding region: 129-632 (167 amino acids)
Biological process (GO): response to chitin; response to stress
Source: RefSeq, a predicted model, not a curated record
GAGAGGUGAGAGUUGGUUCCUCCUCUAUAUAAAACUCAAACAUGAGCGAUGCUUGUCACCAUUCACAUCAAAACAAAACCCAGGUUUCAUAGUAAUCAGAUCUGUGAGUUAUACCUGUCAGCUGAGCAAUGAAAAGAGAAAGAGAAAGUGUAGAGAUUCAGGGGUUUGACAUUGCUAAAUGUCUAAUGCUGCUAUCUCAGGGCCUCCAAACCAAGCCUAAGGAGCAUUCGGUGAGCGAGGUUUUCGAGUGCAAAACUUGUCACCGUUGCUUCCCAUCCUUCCAAGCAUUGGGAGGUCACCGGGCUAGCCACAAGAGACCCAAACUAAUGGGGGACAAACCAAAUGAAACAACACAAUUCCUUAGUUUAUCAACCAAGCCUAAGACUCAUGAGUGCUCCAUUUGCGGCCAAGAGUUUUCAAUGGGGCAAGCUUUGGGUGGCCAUAUGAGGAGGCAUCGAGCUGCCAUGAACGAAAGCUUCUCGCCGUUUCCGCUUGUCCCGACAGUACCGGUGUUGAAGAGAUCGAAUAGCAGUCGGAGGGUUGUUUGCUUGGACUUGAAUUUGACUCCUUUGGAGAACGAUUUGCAAGUUCUAUUUGGGAACAAGGCUCCCAAGGUUGAUCUUUGCAUUUGAUACAAUACCAUCCAUUCAAAUGCUUUUUCUUCUUCUUCUUUUGUGUUCUAUUCUUUAAUUUGUUUUCAUUUGUUCGUAGAUCUAAUCUAAUCUUUUAAUAAUAUUACAUUCAUUUCUUCCCAUCAA